GUAUCUUUUUCUAUUUUUAAUUUAUUUUCAAGCGCUAAUAUGAAUUAAGUAAAUGUUAGCGGUUGCGGGCUGUUUCUCCGUUUGCCACGUACUUCCUAAUGUAACACCGUCUCUCUCUGUUCAAGUGUCCUGAUCUUCUCUCAAAUUCCAUAGCUUUGAGAACAUCUUCACAUGAAAGAUUAAAAAAGAAAAGGGAUUAUGGUAAAGCGCUGAGUUUCUGAAGACUGAAGAGGAAUCUAGUUCUUCUGGGUUGGUCCAAUUUGCUGUUUCCUUAGUUUUUCCUUGCUUUUAUUGUGGGCAGAAUUAGUUUGGAAGGCGGAUAACUGUUGAAUGCCUUAUGGUAUGCUUCUUAUGAAGACAUUGUGAACACAGAAAGUUAGUAAUGUCAGACAUGGAAUGCUUACAUCCUGAAAAGAAGGUUAAGAGAAUAAUUUGGAAGCGGUCCAAGGAGAAACCGAAUGGGGAAAACUCUGCUGAAAAUGGUAUGUCAUUGAUGAAGAUGGAAGGUAAUGUGAAAAAGAGGGCCCAUCCCGAUUCAAUUACCAGUGAUUUAGAUAGGCCUUACAUGAUGUCCCUUCUCCCUCUUCCCAACUUGGAAGAAUGUAACUCGGGGGUCCCUAUUGUCUUGACUGGAACAGCAUGCAAAGGGGCAACUGGACCACCUGUUGGAGUGGUUGAUAUCGGUGUUAGCGAAGCUGCAUACUAUUUUCGUAUUGCCCUACCUGGAGUCAAGAAAGACCCUGGUGAGUUCAGCUGUGAAAUUGAAAAAGAUGGGAAGGUCCUUAUUCGAGGGUUGACGUCAACUGGUGGAAGAACUGUCUCAAGAUAUUCGCGGGUCUUUGAUAUGAAAAUUCAGCAACAAUGCUCAUCUGGACCUUUCACUUUGUCCUUUAGUUUGCCCGGGCCUGUCGAUCCUAGGUUGUUUUCACCAAACUUCAGAUCUGAUGGCAUUUUUGAAGCUGUUGUUGUGAAAUACGAAAUGUAGCUGGCAGUGUGUAGAUAACCAUUUUAAGCCAGAAUCCACCACAGAAAGCUGUUCCACCCAAGUUCCUUAAUAUGGAUUAGUGCUGGCUAAUGUGCUGUAUGUACUAACUUGUAGGUUUUUGUAUGGUUCAGAUAAAUGACAUGUUUUACCAUGUAAAUACAGCAAACUGCAGUUCAAAUGA
Molecule: messenger RNA, 1166 nt
Organism: Nicotiana attenuata
Lineage: Eukaryota; Viridiplantae; Streptophyta; Magnoliopsida; Solanales; Solanaceae
Product: increased DNA methylation 3-like
Exons: 3
Coding region: 383-985 (200 amino acids)
Cellular component (GO): nucleus
Source: RefSeq, a predicted model, not a curated record